Molecule: messenger RNA, 2271 nt
Organism: Rotaria sp. Silwood1
Lineage: Eukaryota; Metazoa; Rotifera; Eurotatoria; Philodinida; Philodinidae
Source: the annotation of a GenBank genome assembly
AUGACAUUACAACAAUAUUGUAUUCGUCCCGAUGAUAAUGAUUUGAGAAGAGAAAGAUCGAUAAAUAAAUCAAAGGCAUUAGGUAAGCAAUAUACAUUUUUUCAACUUCGUCAGUUGAAUGUUACUGGAAAAGAUCUUUAUGAAUGGUCCGCCCCAAUUGAUACAAUCGAACAUUAUGAAUUAUAUAGUAUGAAUUCAUCUGCCCAAAAUGGAAUUUAUUAUAAUUGUUCAUCAUCAUUUUGGUUUGGACCAUCUUGUGAAUAUACAUUGGGUUCAUUGGACUCAUUUACUAAAAUUGUCCAAGAGCGAUUUCGAUCUCGAAUUAGUCUAAUAACGCUUAACGGAUAUGCAGAUGUUUUGAAAAUGACAAAUGGGACAUGUUACAUCCAUUUAAAAUGUAAUCGUGGUCCAUCGCCGAUGUGUCUUGAUUGGAGAGAAAUAUGUGACAGAAAAUGUGAUUGUUUAGACAAUUGCAAUGACGAAGAACAGUGUUUUAAAUUGGAAAUAAAUGAAUGUGAAAAAGAUCAAUAUCGUUGUAACAAUGGAAUGUGCAUUUCGCAAGAAUUAUUUCGUGAUCGUAAUAAAUUUAUUGAUUGUAUCGACGCAUCAGAUGAAACAUUUUAUGAUCGUGAAGCACUAGGGUUAAACUGCUUUACAAAUCCAGCGUUUGAUUGCGAUACAUUAACUUGUAGUUGGUUUCAUUCCUUUUCAUGUGGCAAUGGGCAGUGUUCGACACAUCAUCCGGCACAACCUUAUUUGUCUCUCUGUCAAAAUGGACGGGAUCUAUUGCAUGCCCAAGCCAUAUUUAUGCACGAUGUGUCGUCUGAAUUGUCAGAAGAAUGUUGGUUAGCACUCAUUUGCGCAUUGAGUCUGGAAUAUAUAGUUGAUGUUGACUGUGUCUAUGCUCGAUCAGUUCAACUUGUAUGUCCGUCGCGUUUUAUCUUUCCAUCUUGGCCAACUUUAUUCAAUGAUAUUCGAUUUAUUUACGAACUAAAUAAUACUAACAUCAUUGUACCAAGUUAUAUUUGUUAUAAUGCUAAAUGGUGCGAUAAAUUUUUGAAUGCAACCUUCUUCAUUAAUGAAUCGGCAUGUAAAUAUCUUUAUGAAUUUCCUUUCUUUGAUACUGAACGGUUGAUUAAUGAUAAUUUCUACGAUGACGUUGAGUUAUUUUUCAAACAUUGGUGCCCAUUGCCUGAGUUAAUGAUAACCAAUAAUGAUAUUUGCUCCCAUCCAGCUCUUUUUCAUUGUGCAGGUACUUCAGAAUGUGUAUCAAAAUACCGUUUGGUAGAUAAAAACGCUGAUUGUUAUCAAUCAUAUGAUGAGUUAUUUAAUGAAAGUUGUUCUUUGAAUUUAUCACAUCGAUUUUAUUGUCCAUCAGACAAGAAAUGUAUACCACAAGUACAGCUAGAAGAUGGCACGGCAGAUUGUUCAGGACAAGAAGAUGAAUUGAGUGUACACCGUGAUUGCAUUUUAAAUAAACAAUGUGAGAAUGAAAAAAUUAUCUUUUCAAAAAUUUGUAAUGGUUUCACAGAAAUGCCACCGAUUCAAAUUGGUGAUCAAAAUGAAACUGACGAAACAAAUUGUGAAUAUUGGCCAUGUGUUACACCAUAUACACUGUGUGAUAAAGUAUGGAAUUGUUAUAAUGGUGCUGAUGAAUUAAACUGUUCGUACAUGAUUUAUUCCUAUAAUUGUAAAGCUGAUGAAUAUCAUUGUAUUCGAGUCGAUAACAUUACACAAGGAAUGCAAAUUGAUAACCAUAUUUCUCAGGACUGUUUACCAAUGAAAUAUGCAGGUGACAAGAAAAUCAAUUGUUUAGGAUCGAUAGAUGAACGAGAUUAUUGCCACUCGAAUUAUCCAAAUGAAGCAAAUCGACGAUAUCGUUGUUGGAACGAUACAACAUGUAUUGAUAUCAAUCGUCUAUGCGAUUGUACAAGUGACUGUCCACUUGAAGACGACGAAGCUAUUUGUUCUUGGUUACGUGAUGGAUUGAAUGCAUGUAAGCCUAAUUAUUUUACAUGUUCUAAUAGCAAGACAGUUUUAAGAGAAAAUAUGUGUAAUGUUGAAAAGGCUUGCAGUAAAAAAGAAGAAGCAUUGAUCUGUGAUUUGAGAGAAUGGAAUAAACCAGAACGAAAGUAUUUUUCUCUUGGAAACUAUUCUUAUCGAUAUCCAGGCAUAUCAAUGCAAAAUAAUGAGUGCCCGUCGACUACAACAAAAGCAUUGCUAAACAAAAAACCGCAACAUGAGCAAAACAAUGAUUUGCUGUUACAAUGA